This is a messenger RNA of Hypoxylon fragiforme, 1785 nucleotides long. RefSeq names its product PAP2-domain-containing protein. Gene Ontology annotation, molecular function: inositol phosphoceramide synthase activity. NCBI's taxonomy places the organism in Eukaryota, Fungi, Ascomycota, Sordariomycetes, Xylariales, Hypoxylaceae. Gene Ontology annotation, cellular component: inositol phosphoceramide synthase complex. Gene Ontology annotation, biological process: sphingolipid biosynthetic process; inositol phosphoceramide metabolic process. The transcript is spliced from 3 exons. The record is from RefSeq and is a predicted model, not a curated record. The coding region runs from base 199 to 1569 and encodes 456 amino acids.
AUUAGACUUCUUGGAUACCGUACCGUAACGUACUCGGCCCAUUGGUACUACAAAGCGCGCAUAGAGCUGGGCUAUACCUUGCUCUUUAUCCAUUGCCGAUAGACGAAUACUGGUAUUUCAUUGUGGGAAAGAUAAAAAAGGGCACAAAGAAAAAUAAAAUAAAAUAUAAAUCAGCUUAACGUUGCACGAGGGGAUCCGAUGCAGCAGACAAGCACCGUCAUCGAAACGGAGACACAACUCCCUCUCGGAUGGCGUGAGAGGUUGAGCCCGUCUAAGUUAAAGUCCAUACCCGGCCGUUAUAAUCUACCUCGAAUGUUCAGCAGAAGCGCCUCCAGCCGUGCCAAACAGCCAAUGCGCGAAACCCACCCGACCAAGAGCCUCGCCACGCUGCAGACCUCUUUCAAAAUCACAGAUACCUUCGAGAUAUUAAGAACAAGGAGAUGGAGCUUCCUGGAUGUGCAGCAACUCGGCGUAGCCACUUUUAUGAUUUUCUCCUUAUGGAUCAUUGACCCGUCGGCACCGUUCAUAAAAGGUCUCGUCGCCUCGGCCUACCUUGUACUUCUCUCCAUGCCUAUCACCAGCCAGUUCUUUCUUCCGUCAUGGCCUAUAUGGACAUAUCUUCUCUAUUUCUUUUCCAGCCGAUUUAUUCCCUUUGAUGUGCGUCCCGGUAUCUUCGUCAAGGUUCUCCCAGCGUUAGAGGAUAUUUUAUAUGGAACGAACUUCUCUAAUUUCUUUUCGUCGUGGACAAAUCCUGUCCUGGACCUGUUUGCUUGGUUACCAUAUGGACUUGGACACUUUGCCAACCCGCUCGUCUGCUCAAUAAUUAUAUUCAUUUACGCAGCGCCUGGCACCCUUCCGAUAUUCGCAAAAGCCUUCGGGUGGAUGAAUAUUGUGGGCGUAACGAUACAGCUUCUCUUCCCGUGUACGCCGCCGUGGUACGAAAGAUUACAUGGCCUGGAACCAGCGAAAUAUGGCAUGCAGGGCUCCCCUGCCGGCUUAGCCCGAAUUGAUGCUCUUUUCGGUAUCGACAUGUACACCACCAGCUUUACGACCGCCCCUGUACCAUUUGGUGCAUUUCCGAGUCUCCAUGCUGGAGAUGCGAUCCUCUUUGCCUUUUUCCUCACCUUCUGUUUCCCUCGGGUCAAAGCCUUUUGCAUAUUUUACGUGUGCUGGAUUUGCUGGGCGACGAUGUACUUGAAUCAUCAUUAUGCAGUCGAUUUACUCGGAGGUGGUAUCAUCGCCUUUUCGUUUUUCUGGGUGGCCAAGAAAUUUUGGUUGCCUCGUCCGCAAUCUGGGAAAAAGUACCGGUGGGAAUACGAAUACGUGGAAAUCGGCGACCAGAAGAAGAACAAGACAUUGGACGAAGAACUUGGAUACGUUCCUGUCGCGACAGACAAGCGGAGUAUUGAUUACGCCGACGAAUUCACAGUUUUGGAUAGCUUCAUGCACUCGGCCUCAUCGAGCGGGAAUUCAAGUCCGGCAAGCCCGGCGAGUCCGACAUCGUCUUCGCGGAGCGAUAGGAGCGAUAGGAGCAGCAGGAGCAGCAGGAGCAGCAGGCGGAUGGAUUAAUAGGGAUAGAAGAGAUGCGCGCACUUCAUGAUACCACGAGAUACCUAAUUCUAGAGAUAAAAGAAAUAAUAAUGACGCCAAUAUAUAUAUUCUUGGCAUAUUACCAUCUACUUUGCACAAUCUCGAUUUGAUCCGAUGAAAGUUACGAUGUACGGACAUAUGUCACAUGCAUGUAUGUACUUUGUAAGUAGUCCAAAAUUACCACGGCAUGUAUAU